Messenger RNA from Carcharodon carcharias (great white shark), 831 nucleotides. RefSeq names its product ubiquitin-fold modifier 1 (gene ufm1). Gene Ontology annotation, cellular component: nucleus; cytoplasm. Gene Ontology annotation, biological process: protein K69-linked ufmylation. Lineage: Eukaryota; Metazoa; Chordata; Chondrichthyes; Lamniformes; Lamnidae. The record is from RefSeq and is a predicted model, not a curated record. The coding region runs from base 91 to 348 and encodes 85 amino acids. The transcript is spliced from 6 exons.
GCUGACGUGAGUUAGAAACAAUUCGUUCCGGGUGACUCGGCGCAGUCAGUUCCGGGUCAGGCGGUUCCCAGGAGUGGCUCAGGAGGGACAAUGUCAAAAGUCACAUUUAAAAUCACGCUGACGUCUGAUCCAAAGUUGCCCUACAAAGUAUUGAGUGUACCUGAAGCCACACCUUUCACAGCAGUUUUGAAGUUUGCAGCCGAAGAGUUUAAAGUGCCUGCAGCAAGCAGUGCUAUCAUAACAAAUGAUGGAAUAGGGAUCAACCCUGCUCAAACUGCAGGAAAUAUUUUCCUAAAACACGGAUCAGAACUGCGACUUAUUCCCAGGGACCGAGUUGGAAGUCAUUAACCAUUUGUCAUCCAGAGCACCUUUUCCUGCAGAAGAAAACUAUUUAUUUUUGGAAUUUUUUACCCAUGUGUCCUUGCCACUUUAACACGCAUUCCUUUAAAAAAAUUUCUAGUAGGACUCUAAAGGUUUAAUGAAAUGGCAGGCCUCUUAAGCAGGGAAAAUCUAAAAGAUUCUUUACUGUAAAUUCUCUCAACAGUACUCCCUAAAAUGUGUUCUACAAUGCAAUUUUAAACAGAACCGAGCUCGAAAGAAAUAUAAUCCUUAAGCAGGGAUUGCUAAUACCUUAAGAGUGUUUUUAUGUGUAUAGCAUUAUACCUACAGGAAGAAAUUAUCUCAAAGUAUUAUACAAAGCCUUUGUAAAAUGCUUGCAUUAAGCUCUUUAUGCAUAGAUUUUAAUGCAUUAUAAACCUUGUACCACCUGUUUUCUCUAUUGAGACUAUAUGAAUCCUGAAAUUCAUUAAAAUAAAAAUGAACUGCAGAAGA